AUGAUUUCUCUGGACGAUCUGACUGCCAACAACUUGGGCCUAAUAAACGUGAUAGCAUACGCGUCCUAUUCGGAUCAGGAGCUCGAGGAAAUCAGAGACUCCGGAGAACUAGCGCAAUAUGCUUACUACAACGAGGUCCCAGUGGGCUUGGUGAUCUGCAAGCCCCUCCACCCCGUGAACUCAAAAUCGCCCGCAGGACUGUUGAUUGAUAAGCUGUGCGUGCUACCUGCAUACAGCGGUAAGUAUGGCCUUGAAGACAGAUUGCUUGAGUACGUCGAGAACGUUACAAGAAAGAGACACCUGGAUAAAGUAUAUGUGGCCACCGCGGACCCAAGCCAAUGGCAGAAGUUUGGCUUUUUGCACGAAGACGCCUCGCAAGAACUGUAUCGCAGCCUCAACCUGGUAAGGGAGGGCCAGCAGCUUUUGCGCAAGGUGCUAGACAACUGA
Messenger RNA from Ogataea haglerorum, 447 nucleotides. RefSeq lists its product as uncharacterized. Bases 1 to 447 code for a protein of 148 amino acids. The transcript has a single exon. Gene Ontology annotation, molecular function: acyltransferase activity, transferring groups other than amino-acyl groups. NCBI's taxonomy places the organism in Eukaryota, Fungi, Ascomycota, Pichiomycetes, Pichiales, Pichiaceae. The record is from RefSeq and is a predicted model, not a curated record.